Candidozyma duobushaemuli is the source of this 1416-nucleotide messenger RNA. It is a transcript of the gene GLK1, whose product is annotated as glucokinase. Gene Ontology annotation, biological process: intracellular glucose homeostasis; glucose 6-phosphate metabolic process; glycolytic process. The transcript has a single exon. Lineage: Eukaryota; Fungi; Ascomycota; Pichiomycetes; Serinales; Metschnikowiaceae. The record is from RefSeq and is a predicted model, not a curated record. Gene Ontology annotation, molecular function: glucokinase activity; ATP binding; fructokinase activity. Bases 1 to 1416 code for a protein of 471 amino acids. Gene Ontology annotation, cellular component: mitochondrion; cytosol.
AUGAACGAAGAGUUGCAAACAGCUGUCGACAGUAUCACAAAAGCAUUCGAAGUAGACAAAGCAUUCCUUCGUAAAGCAACCAGUCAUUUCCUCAGCUCCAUGGAUGCUGGCCUCGCGUACGAAACCCCUGCCCGUGAGUAUAUGCCUAUGAUCCCCACUUAUGUUACCUCUAUUCCUUCAGGCAAGGAAAAGGGUCUAUUUCUAGCUGCUGACCUUGGUGGAACCAACUUUCGAGUGUGCUCAAUCAAUUUGAAAGGUGAUCACACCUUUGAUCUCGAGCAGGCCAAGUUUCCCAUACCCCUUGAUUUGAUGCUGGGGUCAACAUCUGAUGCUUUAUUCGCCUUCUUGGCAGGUAAGAUCAAGAGCUUCUUGGAAGAAAAGCACAGUGAGCUUAAAACUUCUGGCCCCGUAAAGCUUGGCUUCACCUUCCUGUUUCCCGUGGAACAAUCGGCUCUUGACCGUGGGAAAUUAAUCCGUUGGACGAAAGGUUUCGACUUGCCAGACUGUGUUGGCAGAGACGUCGUAGAAUUUCUCCAAAAACACCUCGAUAUUUUGAAAGCACCAGUUUCAGUUGUGGCUCUAGCAAAUGACACCGUGGGAACGUUGUUGUCCAGAGCGUAUUCAAACGAUCCUAAGAAGUCUGGAGCAAACACCGUGAUAGGUUGUAUCUUUGGCACGGGUACAAAUGGUGCCUAUUAUGAAAAAGUUUCAAACAUACCUAAAUUAGCCUCAUCAGCUUUACCAAAGGACAUGCAGGGGAUGGUUGUAAACACUGAAUGGGGAUCUUUCGACAAUUCGUUGGAUAUCUUGCCACGAACCAAGUUCGACGAGAUUGUGGAUUCUGAAACAUCCAAUAAAGGGUAUCAUUUAUUUGAGAAGAGAAUCAGUGGAAUGUUUCUUGGAGAGCUCUUGAGAGUUGCUUUGAUGGAAUUGUUUGAGAAAAAGUUGGUUUUUCAAGAUCUUUACAAGGAAAGGGGUGGUACAUUGCCUCACCGUCUUACUGAGCCUUUCCUUUUGUCAUCUGAGGUCUUAUCAUACUUGCAGAUUGAUGAUUCGACUGAUCUCAGAAUGUCCUCUCUUAUCCUUGAAAAUCAUCUUCGUCUUCCCACCACUUAUGGUGAGCGUGUGGCGAUUCAACGGCUUACACAAGCUAUUUCAAACCGUGCAGCUUGUCUCUCUGCAAUUCCAUUAGCAGCAAUUGUUAUGCGGGUGAAGGACCAGUAUGCAAACGAUCAAAACGAUUUUGAAGUGGGAUGCGAUGGAUCUGUCGUUGAAUUUUAUCCUGGAUUUCAAGAGAGGAUUCUCUCUGCCCUUGAGUAUAUCGACCCAUUAAAGGGAACAAACAAAAAGGUACACUUGAGAAUUGCUAAAGAUGGAAGUGGCGUCGGCGCUGCUCUAUGCGCUUCCACUGUCUGA